Lecanosticta acicola is the source of this 900-nucleotide messenger RNA. The record is from the annotation of a GenBank genome assembly. Lineage: Eukaryota; Fungi; Ascomycota; Dothideomycetes; Mycosphaerellales; Mycosphaerellaceae.
AUGAGGCCUGCCUUAUUCGACCAGACCGUCACAGAAAUCUCAGAAGAAGACGACGAAUCUGAAGCGUGGACUCCUCUCCAACUAGCAGCAUCGGCAGGAGAUCUCUCUAGAGUCUUGUUGCUGUUGAAGCAGGGUGCUUCUCCAAACGAGCUUCCGCGGGGGUUUUACGGCAAGACGGCCCUACAAGCGGCCUCUGUAGCAGGCAACUUGGAAGUUGUAAAAGCUCUGCUUACUGCAGGCUCGGAGGUAGAUGCCGCUGGCGGGAACAAUGGAGGCCGCACGGCACUCUGCGUCGCUGCUAUGGCCGGACAUGAUGAGGUCGUGGACUGUCUUCUCAGCGCAGGUGCUGAUAUCAACACUCCGCCACAUCGAUACAUGGGCCGAACUCCCUUACAGUCCGCGUGUGAGGGCGGUAACUUGCAGCUCGUCGAAAAGCUGAUCCAGCGAGGGGCGGUGAUAAAUGGGCGGAUCGCGCAUUCCUACGGAAGAACGUCAUUACAAGGUGCUGCAGAAGCCGGCCAUGAGAAAGUUGUAGAGUACCUCAUUCAUGCUGGAGCGGAGAUCAACACUCCCGCGUCGAAAUAUCGAGGCUUUACAGCAUUGCAAGCAGCAGCCUCUGUUGGAAAUGUGGCGAUAAUCGGACAGCUGCUGGACGCAGGCGCAAAUGUGAACGCCCCGAGCGGCUAUUUCAAAAGCAACACGGCUUUGGCCGCCGCAGCUGAGAAUGGCCACUCUGAAGUGGUCGGAUUGCUUCUGAAUGCGGGAGCCAAUCCUUCUAUGCCUUCUGGCAACAAGGGCCAGCAAUGUGUGUCCCUUGCAAUUGCAAAAGGACAUGUAGAAAUCGCAGAGAUGAUUUUGCGAUCUACUAGUAGCUCGCGCCUUCAUCAAGUUGCCGACUAG